Molecule: messenger RNA, 832 nt
Organism: Drosophila subobscura
Lineage: Eukaryota; Metazoa; Arthropoda; Insecta; Diptera; Drosophilidae
Product: serine protease 1-like
Exons: 1
Coding region: 29-817 (262 amino acids)
Biological process (GO): proteolysis
Molecular function (GO): serine-type endopeptidase activity
Source: RefSeq, a predicted model, not a curated record
UUCAGUCAAAGUACAUUUCGAUCUCAAAAUGUUAAUAUUUUUGUGUCUUCUGUUGGUUCCACACUUUGUGGCUGGGGAGGAGAAUGUGGUGCAGCGCAUUGUAAAUGGAAAACUGGCCAAGAACAGGCAAUUCCCUUACGUGGUUCAUCUCAAAGUCUCCAAAAAUAAUAACGAUACCAGGGGGUGCGGUGGCAGUAUUAUUGCCAACACUUGGGUACUCACGGCGGCGCACUGCACUGAAAAUGCCACGUGGGUGAGCCUCAACUAUGGCGAUAUCUGGAGAGGAGACAAGCCAGCCAUGAAGCUGUUGGUUAAAGAUCACGUAUUCCCACAUCCACAGUACAAUUCGCGCUACAAUGGCUUCAACGAUAUUGCACUGAUUCGCACAGAGCGCGUGGAGUUCAGUGUCCACAUUCAGAGCAUUCCACUGCCCACCGAAUCCAGAGAUGGCCACAAUGACUACGUGGGUCAGUGGGCCACUGUCGCCGGCUGGGGUGAUCUACAUGACAGGGGAAAUGGAUCAGUUCGUUUGUUUUGGGCCUCGCUGCAGGUCGUCGAUCAAUCCGAGUGCCGAUAUCGUUACGGCAAGGACAUGAGGGGAGUUCUGUGUGCUCGAUCUGACAGUGAACAGUCUGUGUGCGGCGGAGACUCUGGUGGACCGCUGGUGCACAACAAAAAGAAAGAACUAAUUGGAGUCGUCUCAUUUGGAUCGCUGUCGGGAUGUGAAGAAGGUGGCCCAUUGGGAUUUAUGGAUGUUUCCAAAUACGUGGCCUGGAUUCGACAUGUCUCUGGUGUGGGUGCUAAAAAUUUACAAUAAUUUCAAUGCAAUUUC